AAAUACCUGACAUUUAUACUGUUGCCUUCACUGCGGCCUCUGUUCCUCUCUCCACGCUUUUGCUAGGGUUCUCUCUCCGUUUCUUCUGGGUAUUUCAAUUCCAAAAAAAACGUUGUCGUUUUCGAACCCCGACGUCCUCUUGUCCCUCAUUCCUACUACUUCGCCGAUAUGAAGCUCACUGUGAAGACUCUCAAAGGCAGCCACUUCGAAAUUAGGGUUCAGCCUAACGACACCAUUAUGGCUGUUAAGAAGAACAUUGAAGAUGUUCAAGGAAAAGACAAUUAUCCUUGUGGACAGCAGUUAUUGAUUCACAAUGGGAAGGUCUUGAAAGAUGAAACCACGCUGGCUGAAAACAAGGUUACCGAAGAUGGGUUUCUUGUUGUGAUGCUUAGCAAGAGUAAAACAGUAGGCUCAGCAGGGACCUCGUCCGCGCAGCCUGCUCCUACAAAUACACCUACAACGCCACCCACUUCAAAUUCUACUGCUGCACCUGAGACGCGUGUUGAAGCACCGCCUCCACAGAGCACCACAGCUGCUUCAAACACUACUGACGUACAAACAGAUACAUAUGGUCAAGCUGCUUCCAAUUUAGUUGCUGGGAAUAAUCUUGAGCAGACAAUCCAGCAAAUAAUGGAUAUGGGUGGUGGAAAUUGGGACAGAGAUACAGUUACACGAGCACUCCGAGCAGCUUAUAACAACCCAGAACGAGCAGUGGAUUACUUGUACUCUGGUAUUCCUGAAGCAGCAGAAGUUGCAGUGCCGGUGGCUCGUUUCCCUGAAGGUCAGGCAGCUGAAACAGGUGUAAACACUGCUGUUCCUACCUCUGGAGCACCUAACUCAGCACCCUUGAAUAUGUUUCCUCAGGAAACACUUGCAGGUGCUGGAGCUGGUGCUGGUGCUGGUGGACUUGGAUCUCUUGAUUUCCUCAGGACCAAUCCACAGUUUCAAGCACUACGAGCAAUGGUGCAAGCCAAUCCCCAGAUUUUACAGCCCAUGCUUCAAGAGCUUGGAAAGCAAAACCCUAAUCUUUUAAGAUUAAUUCAGGAACACCAUACAGAGUUCCUUCAGUUAAUAAAUGAACCUGUCGAGGGUUCUGAAGGUGACAUAUUUGAUCAACCUGAGCAAGAUAUGCCUCAUGCCAUCAAUGUCACCCCAGCAGAACAGGAAGCCAUUGAACGACUUGAGGCAAUGGGAUUUGAUAGAGCCUUGGUGAUUGAAGCCUUUUUGGCAUGUGAUCGCAACGAAGAACUGGCGGCGAACUAUCUAUUGGAGAACGCUGGAGAUUUUGAGGAUUGAAUGAUGAUUUUUACCUCCCACUGGAUUCAUAGUUUUUUUAUUUUUGGAUCCGUUUUUCUCUUUUCCGUUUCUUUACUAGGAUAGUGUUUUGAAUAGAGUAUGUAUUCUAAUAAUGAUAUUAUGAAAAUUAAUUUUGCUAAGAUGAAACUUCUUAGUCUGUUUCGAGAAUUUUUUUCCUAGCUAAGCUUUGUUUGUUUUGUGGAUAAUUAAAGUUGUUAUAGUGAAAGAUUAACUUGUUGAUGGUUGGCUCAGGCACUGAAACAGAUUGGAUAUCUAGAAUCCAAUCUUGACAACGGGGAAAGUUUGUUAGUAUUGUUACGUUUUCUGUCUUCUGUUUUUAUGUUUCUUUUUAUUUUUCUUGUAAACAUUUUAAAUUAUUAAAUCAAUUCAUUCUGACAUAAUUUUAUUUAUU
Molecule: messenger RNA, 1708 nt
Organism: Ziziphus jujuba (common jujube)
Lineage: Eukaryota; Viridiplantae; Streptophyta; Magnoliopsida; Rosales; Rhamnaceae
Product: ubiquitin receptor RAD23b
Exons: 12
Coding region: 169-1296 (375 amino acids)
Biological process (GO): proteasome-mediated ubiquitin-dependent protein catabolic process; nucleotide-excision repair
Cellular component (GO): nucleoplasm; cytosol
Molecular function (GO): proteasome binding; damaged DNA binding; ubiquitin binding
Source: RefSeq, a predicted model, not a curated record